Xenopus laevis (African clawed frog) is the source of this 3921-nucleotide messenger RNA. RefSeq names its product protein SMG5-like (gene smg5.S). NCBI's taxonomy places the organism in Eukaryota, Metazoa, Chordata, Amphibia, Anura, Pipidae. The record is from RefSeq and is a predicted model, not a curated record. The transcript is spliced from 22 exons. The coding region runs from base 201 to 3290 and encodes 1029 amino acids.
CAAACUCCGCCUCCACGCCGCGUCCCGCCCCAACCUCGAACGCCUCGCCUUCACUUUUAGCCACGCCCACUACCAUCGUGCGCGUCAGCCACUGCAGGUACCGCUUGCUCUCGUUGCGCGCGCAUUAGGCCCCGCUGCUCUCGCGAGAUUUGGCGUCUGACAGACAUGGCGGACUCGGCGAGUCUGUGGUGACGGAAACCAUGAGCCAGGGAGCCGCCGAGAGCGAGCCCGAGGCCAAGGUGUUGCACACCAAAAGGCAGUACCGGGCUGUAGUGGAGACGGUUCACCGGCUGGAUCUGAUCAUUUCUAACAAAUCUGCCUACCAGGAAGUUUUCAAGCCGGAGAAUAUCAGCCUCAGGAACAAGUUACGGGAGUUGUGUGUGAAGCUUAUGUUCUUACACCCCGUGGAAUAUGGGCGCAAAGCAGAGGAAGUUUUAUGGAGGAAGGUUUACUAUGAAGUCAUUCAGCUUAUCAAAACCAAUAAGAAGCACAUACACAGCCGUAGUGCCUUGGAGUGUGCCUACCGCACUCACUUGAUUGCUGGGGUUGGCUUUUACCAACAUCUGCUGCUCUAUAUCCAGUCCCACUACCAGCUGGAGCUUCAGUGCUGCAUCGACUGGACUCAUGUCACUGACCCGCUCAUCGGGUUUAAAAAGCCAGUGUCGGCUUCCAGUAAGGAGAUGGAGUGGGCGAGGAUGGCAUGUCACAGAUGUCUGGUCUAUCUUGGUGACCUGGCUCGAUACCAGAAUGAACUGGCGGUUGUGGAUACAGAGAAGUUAGCAGAAAGGUUUUACUACCAGGCUCUCACCGUCGAUCCUCAAAUAGGGAUGCCAUUUAACCAGCUGGGCACAUUGGCUGGCAGCCAGUACUACCAUGUGGAAGCCACGUAUUGCUACCUGCGCUGUAUCCAGUCAGAAGUGUCAUUUGAAGGUGCUUACGGCAACCUGAAGCGAUUGUACGACAAAUCAGCUAAAAUGUACCACCAGCUUAAGAAAAGUGAGACGCGGAAGCUGUCCCCGAGCAAAAAGAGGUGUAAAGAUAUUAAAAGGUUGCUGGUGAGUUUCUUGUACCUGCAGAGCCUGAUGCAGCCCAAGAGCAGCUCCAUAGAGGCCGAGUUGACCUCCCUCUGCCAAUCCGUUCUAGAGGACUUUAAUCUGUGCAUGUUCUACAUGCCUACAUCCCUCAACAUGAGCUCGGCCAGCGAGGAUGAGGAGGAAUACGAGGGCGGCUAUUCCUUCCUGCCCGACUUGAUUGUCUUCAGGAUGGUGGGGAUCUGUCUGAUGAGCGUCCACAGCCUGAAGCGGGCAGAUUCCAAACAGUACAGCGCUGCUAUUGCUUUCACUCUGGCUCUCUUCUCUCACUUGGUCAACCAUGUCAAUAUACGUCUGCAGGCCGAGCUGGAGGAGAGUCCCUUACCUGCCUUCAAGAAUGACAGCCCAGAUGACAAUGACUCCAAAGAUGUGUCGGAGGUGAUUGGAAAAGACACUGACCCAGAGCCUGAGAUGGGGGAAAACCAAACGAGGAAGCAGCAGGGGACAAAGUCCAACAGCAAAAAAAGCCACAAAUACUCCCGUCUGUCCCGACUUAGGAGACGCCGUCACGCGCGGAAGUUGGACGAGAGCGACCUGAGUGAGGGUUUUGAUUCGGACUCCAGUCACGGCUCAGUCAAGGGCAGUGAUAUUUCGGAGAGCGGUUCAGAAAAAAGCGACGAUGAGGCAGCUUUCGACAUGGAGACGGACUCCGACAUGAACAGCCAGGAGUCUCGCUCAGACCUUGAGGACAUGGAGGAUGAUCCAUAUGAACGCAAGGGAAAAAACUCCCUAAAAAACCCAACGGAGGAGCAGGAUGCAAAGAUGGCGGCUUCCACAAAGGCUGAAUGCCAGGAACUCCCUGUUAAUGGACCCUGCCCGGCCAGUGGUGAGGCCAGUAUAGCCAGCAACCUCCAGGCUAUGUCCACCCAAAUGUUCCAGACCAAACGCUGUUUCCGCCUGGCACCUACAUUCACCAACGUCUUAGUGAAACCUACUGUCAACCCCAGCUCUGAGGCACCAACACCACUGCUGAAUGGAGAUGUGGAGAAGCAAAACUCUGUGGAACAGGAAGACGGAUCCGAUUCAGAAGAGAGUAUGUUAAGCGGCAAGUCUUUUCGCAAUGAGAAAACUCUGCAGGAGCGGCUGGAGAUCAUCACAAGUGAAGGGCUACUGGUCACCGUCAAGAUCUUUUUGGACUGGCUGAGGGCGAACACAGACAUUGUGAUCAUGUGUGCUCAGAGCUCUCAGAGUCUGUGGAACAGAAUGUCGGUGCUUUUAAACCUGUUGCCAUCUGCCCCCAAGAUACAGGAGGCCGGAAUCCCUCUCUGCAAUGAAGUGAAGAAGCUACUGAUGGACUCUGAGCUUCCCGACAUUAACAGUCACCUGCUGCUUCCAGAAGAUGCCGCUCUAAGAAACCUGCCCCCGCUACGGCAAGCGCAGAGGAACAUCAACUUUGAGCAGGAAAGGCCGCUGCUGACCGUGCUGGAGGAGUCUGUCGCUCGCAGCUGCUACAUUCGGAGCUUUGGCCACUUCUUGACUCGGUUACAGAGCAACGUCCUGCAGUUCAACACAGAGCUGGCAAUCUUCACCAGCAUCGCAGAGCCGGGACAGGACAACAUCCUUCAUCAGGCUCAAGCUCAGUUCCGCAUGGCCCAGGAAGAGGCUCGACGGAACCGGCUCAUGAGAGACAUGGCACAGCUGAGACUGCAGCUGGAGGUGUCACAGCUAGAGGGCACCCUGCAGCAGCCCAAGUCUCAGUCAGCCAUGUCACCUUACCUUGUUCCUGACACCCAAGCGCUCUGCCAACACCUGGGCAUCAUCAGGCAGCUAGCCACCAGCGGGCGCUUCAUUCUUAUUAUACCUCGCGCAGUUAUAGAUGGUCUGGACUUUCUAAAAAAGGAAAAUGCAGGUGCCAGGGACGGAAUCCGUUACUUGGAGGCGGAAUUUAAGAAAGGAAACCGGUAUAUCCGCUGCCAGAGAGAAACUGGAAAGAGCUACGAGAAGAACAAGCUAAAGAGGCAGGACACCGAUGCUUGGCACCUCUAUAAGAUCUUGGACAGCUGCAAACAGCUCACUGUAUCCCAGGGGAACAAUGACGAGGAUACAGCAGGAAUGGUCACCAUCAUAACUGGCUUCCACCUUAAUGACCCCCACAGCUUCUCCCCCGCAAUGCAGACGGCUCUGCAGACAGCUUCCAGCUCUAACAUAGAGAUAAAGAACGUGCUGGAGUUCUACAAGCAGUGGAAGGAGAUGGGCUGAGUGUGGGAAGUCACAUGUGCUGGAGAAGCUUCCGCUCCCUCUCUCACCCAUUGUGGCCUCCGAAAUCUAAAACGGCGACUCCUGGGAAUCAAACAAAACACACAAUAUUGGUGGCAGCAACCAAUCGAAACCAGCGAGCCAAAAAAAAAAUGUAAAAACAUAUGUUCUCUGUCUCUCUUGCACAAACGCGCUGCUUCCCCACCCGAAACGGCGUGGGCUGUGAAGUCGGAGGAAAGGAGGAGGAGCCUGCCACCGGGGCUGGAGGGAUGGUCUUGGCAUUCAUCUACUACUGUAUGACCCUAGUGUGUGACCACUAGCCUAGGACCAUCCAUCUUCCAGUUCCCCCUCGGCUGAUUGGACCGGACCAUGAAUUAUCUUUCCUUUUGUGUCAAGUGUGGUGACAGGAAAGAGUAACCCCCCCCCUUACCCCUUUGUUUCCCCCCAGUACCUGCUUCAUUUCCCCUUUGUGCUCCAAAUAUUGCCUAAUCUGCCCCUAACCACGCUGCACCCUAUCCCAACCUUCUUUUCAUUACCCCCUGUUUUCUUUUGUUAGAUUCUUGUCAAAGGGUAUUCGGUGAUACCAGAGUGGAACUGCGAGGAGAGCGAGAAUAAAGAAAACAGUGCUGUUUUA